Vigna unguiculata (cowpea) is the source of this 2098-nucleotide messenger RNA. RefSeq names its product Protein kinase superfamily protein. Gene Ontology annotation, biological process: regulation of mRNA processing; peptidyl-serine phosphorylation; spliceosomal complex assembly. Gene Ontology annotation, molecular function: protein serine/threonine kinase activity; ATP binding. The record is from RefSeq and is a predicted model, not a curated record. NCBI's taxonomy places the organism in Eukaryota, Viridiplantae, Streptophyta, Magnoliopsida, Fabales, Fabaceae.
UUAGUUCUUAUGUUGUUUUCCCGGCAACAAGACCCACUCAAAAACCCUAAUUUCCCACAUUCACCUUCCACCAAAUUCAAGGCCCUCUCUCGCCUCCUUCUCACUUCAAUAUUUCUCUUCAUUGUUCAAAUCGAUUCAUCUUCGUUGAAAUUUUCCAAUUUGUCUUCCUCGAUUUUUUUCUUCUUCUGUCGCCGUCUCAGAGCGGGUUUGUGUUUGAAGGUCCUUCAAUGGCGGAGGACCGGAGUGAGGUGAGUGAUUACAGUUCGGAGGACGAAGGAACUGAAGAUUACAGGCGCGGAGGGUACCAUGCGGUUCGAAUUGGUGACACUUUCAAGAAUGGGUGCUAUGUGGUACAGAGCAAGCUUGGUUGGGGUCAUUUUUCCACUGUGUGGCUCGCUUGGGACACUAACAAAUCGCGAUAUGUUGCCUUAAAAAUUCAAAAGAGUGCUCAACAUUACACUGAGGCGGCAAUGGAUGAGAUAAAGAUUCUCAAACAAAUUGCUGAUGGGGAUCCAGAUGACAAAAAAUGUGUUGUAAAGCUUCUGGACCACUUUAAGCAUUCAGGGCCUAAUGGCCAGCAUGUUUGUAUGGUUUUUGAAUUUCUUGGUGAUAAUCUUCUUACCCUUAUCAAGUACAGUGAUUACCGAGGUGUUUCCCUUCCUGUGGUCAAGGAAAUUUGUUUCCAUGUUUUGGUGGGUUUGGAUUACUUGCACCGCGAGCUUUCUGUAAUACACACUGAUUUGAAGCCUGAGAAUGUCUUGCUUCUGUCUCCCAUAGAUCCAUCUAAGGAUCCUAGAAAAUCAGGUGUUCCACUUAUCCUUCCAAACACGAAGGAUAAGGCUGUAACAAAAAAUGGGAUAACAGUAGUCAAUAAGAAUGUGAAUGGAGAUCUAACCAAGAACCAGAAAAAGAAAUUGCGAAAAAAGGCUAAAAAGUUAGCCCAGGGCUUUGUUGGAAGGGAGCAUGCUGAGGAAGCUGAGGAGGAUUCCAAAGCACCUGAUGAGCAAGAUGAUUGUAGUACUGAUGUGAAACCAAGUGUAGAAUCUGGUGACAAUAAACCUAAUAGCCCUGUUAGUAAAGAUGAAUCAACAAAGACUUCUGAAACUAAGGAUGUUCCCCAAGGAAGUCAUGGUCACAGGAGAGGUAGCCGCUCUACAAGAAAGAAGUUGCUUGCAUCUGUCGAUCUUAAGUGCAAGCUGGUUGAUUUUGGUAAUGCUUGUUGGACUUAUAAACAAUUUACAAAUGAUAUUCAGACAAGGCAGUACAGGUGUCCUGAAGUUCUUCUUGGAUCUAAAUACUCAACUCCAGCUGACCUAUGGUCCUUUGCUUGCAUUUGCUUUGAGCUUGCCACUGGCGAUGUUCUUUUUGAUCCUCAUAGUGGUGACAACUAUGAUAGGGAUGAGGAUCAUCUAGCACUGAUGAUGGAGCUUCUUGGGAUGAUGCCACGCAAGAUUGCACUUGGUGGCCGCUAUUCCCGAGAUUUUUUCAACAGAUAUGGCGAUUUGAGACACAUCAGGCGAUUGCGUUUCUGGCCUCUUACUAAGGUGAUGAUGGAGAAGUAUGAUUUCAGUGAAGAAGAUGCAAAUGGCAUGGCUGAAUUUCUUCUUCCAUUACUUGAUUUUGUCCCUGAAAAGAGACCAACCGCUGCACAAUGCCUUCAGCAUCCAUGGUUCAGUGCUGGUCCCAGGACUCUUGAGCCCUCAGUAGCUACUGCUGCAAUUGAUGGGGAAAUAUCUGAAAACAUGCAGAGGGAAAAAGCUGAGCAGGAGGCUGUGGAAGUUGGUAUGGGGAAUAUGGCCAUAGAUGGAAAUUCAAAGAAACUCUAAGAGUUCCAAUUUGUGAAGCCAUGAAAAUGGAAGUUCAUUGGCUUGUUUAGGUGGGUAUGCCAUCUGUUUUUGUUUAUAUGGUAAACCUAGGUUGUCCUUGCAGCAUGAUGUUAUAGUUAUUUGGGAAGAAGCCCUUUAUGGGGAAGCUAGUCACACUGUGAUAUAACCACGGUUUUAUCUUUUUGGAGAAUUUGUAUGAAGCUUCUCCCUAGGUUAGAUUUUCUUCAUUUUGGAAGUGCUAUAUUUGAGGGGUUCGAACUGUACAUUUGAAC